This is a messenger RNA of Solenopsis invicta (red fire ant), 3411 nucleotides long. RefSeq names its product protein trapped in endoderm-1 (gene Tre1). The coding region runs from base 2172 to 3197 and encodes 341 amino acids. Gene Ontology annotation, biological process: G protein-coupled receptor signaling pathway. The transcript is spliced from 4 exons. Gene Ontology annotation, cellular component: membrane. The record is from RefSeq and is a predicted model, not a curated record. Gene Ontology annotation, molecular function: G protein-coupled receptor activity. Lineage: Eukaryota; Metazoa; Arthropoda; Insecta; Hymenoptera; Formicidae.
GGUUUUUCUUCUGCACGUUUGAGAAAAAAUCUCAAACGUGCAAACAAAAUGUAAGAAGAAAAAAUAAAUAGGUAUAUUAUUAUACGAAGUGUGUGUAGUGUUAUGGUGUGGAUAUACCGAGUCUUCAAAAUCAUUGAAAAUGAUGCCUUGAAGAUAGAUCCUGACAAAUAUUCUUAAUUUUCUCUGAUGCAGUGUUUGAGGUGUUUUUUAUUUUUACAUUUAAUAAAAGCGCGAUUAAAUAAUUGAUUAAAUAAAUGCGAUCGAUUCUUCAUCAAUUUUCCUUUUCCGAUGACUUCAUAUGCGGCUCUUUCCAAAGAAAGAUAAAGCGAGGUGCGGCUCCAGUUAGUCGAAUAAACUUUCGAUCAUGCGGAGUAAACAAUGAAAUGGAUGAAAACAGAGCGAAAUGGAGUGCGACAAAUGGAAUAAGCCAGUCAGGAUGAUAACCGCACACAAUGUAGUAAUGUACACAUCAUAGUCUAGUAUCCUCCCGACCGCUAUUUUUGGAACAACACGCCUCACUUAAUGUCCGUGGUGUAUUAAUAUGUUUUAUGAUUCCAAUGUAUCAAAAUACAUGACGAUGUGAUUUAGCAGGUAUCACACACAUACACGCACGCGCGCGCGCGCCCACACACACACACACACACACACACACUUUCGAAACUAAAAAAUUUUUGUGAUUCUUGAUUUCUUAUUAGCAAUAGAAUUUGCAUUGUUUAUUAUACAAAUUGUUUAGAUAGAACUUAAGUUAAUUUUAAAUUUACUAAUCAAAGUUAUUUAGAAUUAGUAUUUAUACAAGAAUUUUUACUAAAAUUUAAAUCAGUUAUGUUGAGGAAUCAGAUUUUAGAUUUUUUUCGUAAUAUUCAUUUUUUAAUUUCAUUAUUUCUCUCUCUCUAUUUUUCAAACUUAAGGUACUUAAUCUAAUCGGUUUUUAUGUUUAAAAGAAUGCUGUAUAACUAUUGUCGAAAGAAAUGUCUCCAAACAUGCAUCGUGUCUCAAUCACUGAUGCACAAUAUAAAUCCUAGGAGAUUUUGAAUGCUAAAAUCAGAAAGAAAUUAUAAGCGCGAAGAAGAGAAUAAAGCGGAAGAAAAGCAUAAGAAGUAGAAGAAAAAGUAGACGAAGGGGCGGAGUUAAAUCAGAGUGAGUUAGAUAAGGAGACUUGUGGUGUAUGUACUCCAUACCAAAGGGUCCACCACACGCGUCAGUAACGUUCAUCAGUCUGCGGUCGAACGUCUGCCGAAAUAACGGGAGCGGUUCAAGCACCGCGUAGCAAUAUUUACAACACCUACCAAGUAUACGCAUAAUUAAAAACACAUAAUUAAAAAAGAAGAGUGUAACGUUGAUUUGUAGAAAUAAAUGAGCGAUAAGUGAGCAGUGCGGAUUCGUCAAAUAAACAGAGAAAAUUAAUUCUUUUUUAUAAAAAAAAAGAGAUAAAACUGCUAAUAAAGAAAAUAUAGAAAAAUGAUAAUAGAUACAUAGACAUCUGAAAGUGCAUGCAUUUAAUUACAAGAAAAACGAGUUGUUUAAACAAGUUGAAUUGCAACGAUCGAGAGCAGAUUACAAGGAAGAAAGAGGAUAAUUGGAGCAAAUUGUUCGGAGAUAGCGACUUAAUUGGACGCCAUAAAGUACUAGAGUAAUUUCUGAAGGAAUACCUUUCGCGAGUUAACAAUAGUUACAAUGUAACGCCACGAAACGAUUCAGUAUGAGCUCCUGCCGUUCGAGGCCAAAGUUCAAGUUGUUGUCGCGGCCACUAGGCAGGGAUCGGUAUCCGAGUAUCCGAGUAUUCCGAGAAGGUCAUAAAAAUAUAUCGAUAUGACUAAUGGUGUGUUCUUAACGGGAGAGCGAGCGAACGUGAAGAAAUACGAAAAUUAAUUGAUUCUGCAGGCGCGAUAAGGCGUCUCGAAAUAUAUAUAUAUAUAUAUAUAUAUUUCGGAGGGUGCACGCUUCCUCUGCUUCUCUUUAUAUCGCGAGAAAAUUCAGAGAAUUAACAGAAUAGAUAGAAAACACCAAUGAAUGAAAGAAGAAAUGACGAAAAGUGGGAGAGAAAAGUUAGCGCGCUUAAUUGCGUGCAAGGGUCGUUGAUCCAGUCGCGAUUGUUCCGCGAAAGAUAGUCGCGGCGAUCUUUGAUUUUCUGAAGAAUGCGAAGGAAGAGGGACCGUUUUCCGCGAUAAAAGAUGGAGCACGUUUCAAACGAUACGAUCUUCGAAAUAGCUUCAAAGGAAGGAGACAUCAAGCCAUUUACGCGAUCCGUGACUAUCGUCGCUGCUGUUUGCGCUAUAAUAUUCAGCAUUAUUGGAAUAUUAGGUAAUUUAAUAACCGUAAUCGCAUUAUUAAAAUAUGCCAGAUUGAGACGACACGCCACUACGGCGUUUGUGAUAAGUCUAAGCGUCUCCGACUUGAUUUUCUCGGCGGUAAACUUGCCUCUGACGGCAAGUAGAUACUUGAAUGAAGCGUGGGUUCUGGGCGAGACUCUAUGCACGAUAUUUCCUUUAUUCUUCUAUGGAAACGUCGCCGUCUCUUUACUCAGCAUGGUGGCCAUUACUAUCAACAGGUAUAUACUGAUCUCGCGAUCGGAUAUUUACAACCAGUUAUAUACUAAUCGCGGCAUAACGUUGAUGUUGAUAGUCGUAUGGACCUUGAGUUUCUUGAUGCUGUUGCCGCCCUUGUUAGGCAUCUGGGGUACCCUAGGACUGGAUUCAGCCACUUUUUCCUGUACCAUACUGAAAAAAAAUGGCUUGAGCCCGAAGAAAUUCCUGUUUGUUCUGGGCUUUAUCGUGCCAUGCGUGGUGAUCAGUGUUUCGUAUCUCUGCAUAUAUUGGCGCGUACGGAAGAGUCGGAAGAAUCUCGAGGCUCAUACGGCGGAGAGCGGUCGACGAGUCGGUGGCUUUCAACGGCGGGAGGACUCUAGAGUGACCAAAUUAAUGCUCACCAUAUUUCUCUGUUUUCUCAUGUGCUUCAUGCCAUUGAUGCUGAUGAACGUGAUGGACGACAAGAUGAAGAUUCCGAUACUUCAUAUAGUGGCGUCCGUGCUUGCUUGGGCAUCCGCGGUGAUAAAUCCGUUUAUUUACGCUGGCACCAAUAAACUGUACAGAGAGGCUUACAAACAGCUUCUGUGCCCCAGUUCGAACAAGACGCGCGCGAUCGGUCCCAAACCGACGCAUUCUCACUCGAGCAAGUUCUCGUCGCCCCACACGAUGUAAAAAUAUCUUUCGUUCCGGUACGUCGUGUCGCAUUGGCUUAACGAGUAAAAGGUUGACGCGUAAUAAAACUUUUUAUCUUAUCAUAAAAAAUUGAGUGUUUUCCUUACGAAAAAAAUACUCCCCAAAAUAUACUAAUAUGAGUGUCAUUUCGAAUGGCCAACGCCUAAUUGGGUAUAUUUUUUCAUAAGGAAAAACUAAACCAUGUAGCAGAGUA